CACACACACAGUUGGUAGAGUCCGGGACGGAGCAUCAUGGCGAUUGACGGAGGGGGGAGGAACUGUGGUGUUCAUGAGCUCAUCUGUGCCAGACGAGUCUCUCCUGAACUGCUGGGUGUCCUGUCUUCCGUCGCAGCCUUCAUGGCGUUGAUUGCUCUGUUUUUUCUGUACCUCAGCAACAAGCUGUCAGUGGAUAGUCCUGACAAUCUGUCACAUCUCAGUGGCUAUAAAAACACCCAGCCAGAAGGAGUUUUAUCAGACAGCGAGGAGGACAAGGGGCCCGAGGCGACGGCUCAGCAGAACACAACAGCGUCUGUGUGGAGUAACAACCGCAAACAGUCCACUGAGAAGGGAGGAUACAGCAGUGAGGCCUCCAGUGAGCGGGCAGCAAACAGCGUCAAGAGAAUAAAGAACGACUCCUCCCUCAGCGAGCACCAGCCUCCUCCGUAUCAGGACGUCAGCUCCGCAACCCGUGUGUCUUCUCGGCCUCGUCCGGAGCGAGCAGUCAGGAGGGGGUCGUCCCAGCAGCACUGCGACAGCCCCCGCUCCAGUGAGGCCAGCGUGGACCAGGACACCGAGAGCUACCUCAACAAAGGCUGUGAGGAGGACAUACCCAGUGACAGCACGGCUGUGCUGGGACCGGAGGAUGGCUCUGGUCCUCAGCUCCCCUCAGCCUACGAGCCUGAGGCCCUCGGGAAGUACGGCACGCUGGACGUCGCCUUCGAGUACGACUCCGGCGAGCAGUGGUUGGCUGUCACGGUCACCGCUGCGACAGACAUUCCCGAACUCAAACAGACAGGAAACAUCGCGUGGCAGGUCCACCUGGUCCUGCUGCCCACCAAGAAGCAGCGGGCCAAGACGGGCGUGCAGAAGGGCCCCUGUCCUGUUUUCACUGAAACAUUCAAGUUCUCCAGGGUAGAACAGGAGACCCUGGGGGACUACGCUGUUCGAUUCCGCCUGUACAGCAUCCGCAGGAUGAAAAAAGAGAAGGUCCUGGGGGAGAAGGUGUUCUACCUGACUAAGCUCAACCUGCAGGGGAAGAUCGCUCUUCCUGUCACCCUGGAGCCAGGCUCUGAACUUACGGGCUGUGGCUCCAUGGUGAGCGUGUCUCGCAGUGCAGGAGCUGUGUCCUAUCGCUCCACAGAAGACUCCUCGCUGCCAGAGAUCCUCCUGGGUCUCAUUUACAACUCUGCCACGGGACAGUUAUCAGCUGAGGUCAUCCAGGGAAGCCACUUCAAAUCUGCAGCGUCAGAUAAACCCGUCAAUGGUCUGUUUUGUUGUGUGAAACACUUUGUAGGGGGACAGCUUUAUAUCAUGAGAGACACCUACGUGAAGCUGACCAUGCUGGACUCCAAGGGCAAAGAGAUGUCCAAGUGCAAGACGGCCGUUUGCCGGGGACAGCCCAACCCCACCUACAAGGAGACGUUUGUGUUCCAGGUGGCGCUCUUCCAGCUGUCCGAGGUGUCGCUGGUGCUGACGGUGUUCUGCCGCCGGAGCACCAUGAGGCCCAGGGAGAGGGUGGGCUGGGUCUCCCUGGGCCUCAACAGCACCAGCGAGGAGCAGCAGGCCCACUGGGCAGAGAUGAGGGAGGCGGAGGGACAGCAGGUCUGCCACUGGCACACGCUGACGGACACAUAGGAGGAAGAGUGACUAAGACUGAACUUACAUUCCCUGCAGAGUUUUAAGGGAGCAAGAAGCACCUUUUCAAAUGUGUGAUGUGUGUGUGUUUGUGUGUGUGUGAGUUUAGUGCAGACAGGUGUGAGGACAGGCGUGGGUUCCCAGUCUUCGGUGCCAGAGACUGUGUGACUACCCUUUAAUCUGCCACUUUUUCUCCAAGGCAGAAAGGAGGAUUUUAUUGGAGGAGGCGUCAGCUCCAGCCUUUUUAUUGACAGUCGAAUGCAAACGACGGACUGAAAAGGAACGGGACUAGAAACACUGAACCAACCCGAGAACAGCGGGAAAAAUGAUUGUCUUCCAGUAAAUCUGCCUAAAGCAAAACCUGCAUGCUACACCCAACUGUUUACAGGACAAUUUUUAGACUCUCUCAAACAUUUUUCUGUCUCUGAAUCUUGGACCAAAGAGCUCGGUCCAGGACCAGCGGACUCCUCCCCGAUUCUCCUGGGCUACUCUGGACUUCGGCUGCCACCAGCAUACCAGACAUUUCUCUAUCAGUCACAGCCAUUGACGGAGGAGGAGGAGGAGGCAAUGUGAAGACUGUUACAAAGGGCCUAUAACAUGCUGCAACUAUGCUUACAAGCUAUGCUUUGUACAGUUUGUUUACAUGCACAUGACAUUAUGCAAGAUCCAUUCGUUGGAGUCCCCUUUUUCUUUUGUUUUUUAAAUGAUCAAGUAGUUUUUCUGUGUCUCUCUGUGGAAUGUUUUACAGCUUUUCUUUUCUUUUUUUUUAUUGUUGUCUUGCAUAUUUCAGUACACUAUGCAUCUGACGCCACUAUAAAACGAGAGGAAUGAAAUCCUGUCUACAACUGGAUACAGCUCUGCAUGCCACCGGUAUCAAAGAGCAGCUUCCUUUCCUUGUAGAGUACAGAUUGAGCCUCUCUCACCAUUCAGCCUUCUGACAACUCAGCCAUGUUCAUUCAAGUAGAAACACGGUGCUUCCCGCUGAGGAGGAAUAUGCAACAGCCUUCGCAGUCCAACAAACCUGGACGUUUCAGCCUCGGCUGUGUUUCGCUGUUGAGUGAGUCGGAGUGGCAAAAAAACAUUUAUAGGACUAAAGGGUAAAUCGCAUUUUCUCAUUACAGUUGAAUGGAAGCUGUAUUAUUAAAUAAAGGCUCAAAUGAAUGCAAUAACAUGUCUGGAAGGGUGAGGAAUCUGGUUAUACUUCUGCUGUACUCAUCUGGAACAAUGCCAAUCUUUAACCCUUAUUAAAACUGAAAUGUAUGAGUCAGAAAUCCCCCCACAACAAGCCUACUGCAGACCACGCAGCAACACCCAUGUUUUAGUACAAACUAUGAAACCCUUCUCUCUUUUUUGGCUGAAGCUAAAGGGUGUGGAGUCUUUCUUUCUCCUUGUCCUACUACUGAUGUCACAGCUGAACACAAAGAUCAUGGUAAGGGCUGCUGCAACAACAUAUCGACACUUACAUUACAUUUCUUCAGGGCCGAAUUUCUCCAAAGUUAAAAUUGAUUCAUUGUAAGAUGAAUGAGACCAGAUGUCAUGCAUUCCUGUCUGAUAGAUUAUUGGCUCUUGAUUGCAGAACAGUCACUAGAGUAGUUUUUUGAGUCAUGAGUUUGGCUUGCCAUUUUUUCUUUUGUCAGCACAAUUUGUGCAUAACCAGCAUUUAUAACUACUGAAGAAACAUUAUAGGCAACAUGUAGAAAAAAAAAGUGUUAAACGAAAAAGCUACUUAAAUUAGCCAUGUAGCUGAAUAAAGACUAGGCUAAAAAUGCUGUGGUCUCAUUAGUACACUAGAUGCUCAUUGAAGGUAACUUAUCUGCCUUUGUACAGCUAGUUAUUAUUUCUCGACAGGACUCAAGUCAUUUCCCGCAGCACUUUCUUGUAGCCUAGCAACAGUCAUUUUACAGGAAAUAGUCGGCUCCAUAACGACCCAAGGUACAUUGUCAAAUUGUCGUAUUAACACUUCUGUUUUCAAUAAAUCAAUCAAACACGA
Labrus bergylta (ballan wrasse) is the source of this 3628-nucleotide messenger RNA. RefSeq names its product synaptotagmin XIVb (gene syt14b). NCBI's taxonomy places the organism in Eukaryota, Metazoa, Chordata, Actinopteri, Labriformes, Labridae. Gene Ontology annotation, molecular function: phospholipid binding. The record is from RefSeq and is a predicted model, not a curated record.